UUCGAUGCAUACAACUACCAGGUAAGAAACCACAAUAAGGUACCUCGGUUCAUGAACUCUUACCUUCGAUCCAACGCGGUCUAUGUAGGCGAACAACAGUCGGGAAAGUCACGUUUCCACAUCAAGGUAGAGUUGAAAAGCAUCGAUCUCAUGAACCUGGUAGUCACGGGAUUUCUCCAGAUUUCGGGACUCACUGAAGACCAUUCUGAAAUCAUUACGUGUUUCAAAGGUGAAAUCAUCAAUAACCCCAUGAAUACGUAUUUGUGGCAGGAUCGAGAGAAGAAGUCUCCCAACGACUACAAGGUGAGAAAUUUUUCGUUCAUCACAGAGAACAAGCAGUGGGGCUCUUUUAUCAAGAACGACUUCGAACACUGGAAAAAACUCACAGGAUCAUCUACUCUAAGUGACGAACAGUUCCAGCAGCGCUUGGAACGUAUUCUGCGGGGCGAAGAAGACCAACAGUACUUGUAUAUGCGGUGGAAGGAAGAGUUCUUGUUGCCAGAUUCUCGAAUCAAGCAGAUACUGGGAGCUUCCUUCGAAGGUUUCUAUUACAUUGUCAUGAAUAUCGGCUCGGAAGACCAUGUCAACUACUCGGCUCCAUAUGUGCAUUCCACCACUAUAAGUCCCGGCUCUAUCAGUGGCUUGUACUACCACAAAUCGUCAGAAAAGUUUCAGUCGUUGAGUCUUCGGUAUGUUGAGGAUCGGGGUGUAUCCAAUACUUUUCAGUUCUACUAA
Molecule: messenger RNA, 735 nt
Organism: Scheffersomyces stipitis CBS 6054
Lineage: Eukaryota; Fungi; Ascomycota; Pichiomycetes; Serinales; Debaryomycetaceae
Product: glucose-induced degradation complex subunit
Exons: 1
Biological process (GO): negative regulation of gluconeogenesis; protein catabolic process in the vacuole; protein targeting to vacuole
Cellular component (GO): GID complex; extrinsic component of membrane
Source: RefSeq, a predicted model, not a curated record